This is a messenger RNA of Hyalella azteca, 2470 nucleotides long. Its product is annotated as alpha-2-macroglobulin receptor-associated protein. Gene Ontology annotation, biological process: regulation of receptor-mediated endocytosis. NCBI's taxonomy places the organism in Eukaryota, Metazoa, Arthropoda, Malacostraca, Amphipoda, Hyalellidae. The transcript has 8 exons. Gene Ontology annotation, molecular function: heparin binding; receptor antagonist activity; low-density lipoprotein particle receptor binding. Gene Ontology annotation, cellular component: endoplasmic reticulum; endomembrane system. The record is from RefSeq and is a predicted model, not a curated record. Bases 3 to 1073 code for a protein of 356 amino acids.
GAAUGUUGCUUAACUUUUCAAAGAUGAUACCACCACUGUUGUAUCAAUUGGCAAUUCUCUUACUUUGCCUAAGUCAGUGUGUUGUACUGCAAGAAUUUAAUGAAAAAAAUAUAAGAGAGGCUAAAAAACCCUUCAGGAUGGCUAAGAUUAAUUUGGUGUGGGAGAAAGCCUUGAAGCAAUUGUCUGAUCAGAAAUUGGUUAUUCUGAUGUCAGAACUCAAGAUUCAAGAUAAGCAGGAGCUCACAUUUAAGAAACACAAGGCAGAGGGAGGCGAUAAAGAUGGACAAAUGGAAGCUCGUCUAAGGAAAUCAUUACAAGAAAUAAUGUCGAAAUACAAGUUGGGUCAACCGCAAGGGGAUGAUGAAACAGUCGCAUUUAUUGAUUCAAACAAGCAGUCAUUGGAUGUUCUCUUCAAAGAUAAGAAACUCAACAAACUUUGGGCUAAAGCAGAACAGUCUGGCUUUACACAGGAAGAACUUAAAGUUUUAAAAGAUGAAUUCCAGCACCACCAAGACAAGAUUGAUCAGUACUAUGACUUGCUUCAGACUCAUAAGGAUUCUUCUAGUAAAAACAAUGAGCUACCAACCCUCGAUGACCUGGACAGCUUAGAAAGCAAUGAGAUUCCCACACCUGAAGGAAGUUCCAUCAACGAAAUCAGAGGCAAGAAUCGCGGUCUCAAGGACAGCUACCACAACUUACAUAAACUCGUGGCGCGAGGCGCAGAGAGCAAAGAGUUCAUCGAGCCUAAAGUAGCAGGCCUGUGGCGCCUGGCUGCGGCCGCAGACUUCACGCAGGAGGAGCUCGAGAGUCUGCAUACGGAGUUGCGUCACUACGAGAACCGCCUGCUGAAGGUGCGUCACCUGACGGGGCAGGUCUUGAAGCUGCACAAGCCUGCCGCCGACGACGAGGAGCAUCCAGACCACGACAUCAGACUUGAGCAGAAGCUCCUGCAGGUGAGCGAGAGCGAAGGUGAACGUCUGCUGCAGGAGCGUCUCGCCAAGCAGCGUCGCACCGUCGAGAAGCUGCACGAGGAUCUGGAGACGCGCAUUCUACAGCGGCACUCCGAGCUCUAGGAGCAUCCUUCUACCGGUGCCAACCUACAAUGCUUCUUGUAUUGUCAUUCAGAGCUCUAGGAGCAUCCUUUUUACUUGUGCUAUCCCUGCAAUGCUUCCUCUAGCGGCACUCCGAGCUCUAGGAGCAUCCUUCUACCGGUGCCAACCUGCAGUGCAUUUUGUACCGGCAAUUAGAGCUCUAGGAGCAUUCUUUUUACUUGUGCUAUCCCUGCAAUGCUUCCUCUAGCGGCACUCCGAGCUCUAGGAGCAUCCUUCUACCGGUGCCAACCUGCAGUGCAUUUUGUACCGGCAAUCAGAGCUCUAGGAGCAUUCUUUUUACUUGUGCUAUCCCUGCAAUGCUUCCAGUAGCGACAAUCUGAGCUCUAGGAGCAUCCUUCUACCGGUGCUAACCCGCAUUGCCUACUGAAGCGGCAUUCCGAGCUCUAGGAGCAACCUUCUACCUGUGCCAACCUGUAAUGCUUCUUGCAUCAGCAUUCAGAGCUCUAGGAGCAUCCUUUUUACUUGUGCUAUCCCUGCAAUGCUUACUGCAGCGGCACUCCGAGCUCUAGGAGAGCAACUUUCUUACUGGUGCUAAGCUGAAAUCUCUGUUGCACUUGUGUAACUACUCUGCUGUCCUUAUUCAGUUCCGUGCUCAUUGUGUUUCAUGCAUCAUUCUUGUACAAUUUUACACACUUUGGAAAGUCGGAGCAGCUGUCCUCUGAUGUCGUAGUAUUUUUUCUAUAAGUUCAUUAUUCAUUCCUAUGCGCCUAUUCCUUCUCCAUACUAUGGUAUUCGCUUCGAACUUCGUUCGCGAGUGAAUUCAACGAAUUAAUGACUGUUAAUCUUUAUAUCACGUCGCGCUUCCAUUUGACACGCUGAUUUUGUUGUAUGUGGAAAUCAUCUGAUGAAUAAGCACUCCUGGCGGGGCUAAGGCCUCAAGUGAGUUGAUUUGUACCAUGUCAAUUAACAUGGGCGAGAAGGACGAAAAUGAAUGUCGUUCAUAUGGGCAUUUCGAGUGACAAUUCUUCAGCUUAACAAACUAUGGGUCGCACCAUCAAACUCACUUACGUACACGUAACUGCCAAUUUAUCGUCUGUGAUUGGUGGGUUUAGCCUGGAAAACCGCCGGUGAUUGUCUGACGGAGUUAAGAACUCAUAAUUAUUUUUGUAUUUUCUGCGUCAGAGCUCAAACCGGGAACUUUUCUACGCUCAUGUUGGGAAUUUUCAUCGAUGCCUAAGUAGUCACGAACGAAUAUCUUCUGAGUUGGUGAAUAAUGUGUCCCUCAUUGUCAUUUAACAAUUGCGAUUGUUGAGCAUUAUGUGUAAAAUGUUUGUAUUGUCACUGCAGUACCUGCUUGCAUUGAGAAUCUCCUUAUAUAUGAACUUGUUAACAGCCCUGCGCCCACUAUUUUGAUAUGA